This is a messenger RNA of Ctenopharyngodon idella (grass carp), 4154 nucleotides long. RefSeq names its product BCL2 interacting protein 3 like b (gene bnip3lb). Gene Ontology annotation, cellular component: mitochondrial envelope; nucleus; mitochondrial outer membrane. The transcript has 7 exons. Lineage: Eukaryota; Metazoa; Chordata; Actinopteri; Cypriniformes; Xenocyprididae. The record is from RefSeq and is a predicted model, not a curated record. Bases 250 to 867 code for a protein of 205 amino acids. Gene Ontology annotation, biological process: defense response to virus; positive regulation of apoptotic process; mitochondrial outer membrane permeabilization.
CGAAUCUAAAAGGGUCCGCUCCACAUAUCGUCCGAUCCGCUGUCAGGCUCCGCCACGAGUGAGCGCGCAAGUCCGAAUGUGCGCGCAGAGUGUGUUCGUGCAGUGCUGACAGUCUUAUGCAAGCCACCCUACACAGAGCCACGAUGUCUGACGCUGCUGCUCCAGCAGACAACAACGGGGAGCCUGGAUUAAACGGUGAAAGAUCUGGACUGCAGGCAGCAGCCAAUUCAGCACCCGGACUCUUCUACAAUGAAGUCAUGCUGUUGUAAUAGCUGCAGGUCAUGGGUAGAGCUGGAGAUGAACAGAAACGCUGCAUCUCUCUCUUCCUCCAGCACCUUAGUGCCGCCCCCUCUAGACCAGGUAGUAGAGGAGGAUGAUGGGAUGGUCGGGGGUCUGGAACACGUUCCCUCAUCGUCUUCCAUCCACAAUGGAGACAUGGAAAAAAUCCUGCUAGAUGCCCAGCACGAAUCCAGCCGUAGUAACUCCUCAUGCGACAGCCCUCCUCGACCCCACAGUCCUCAGGAAGAAGGGCAGAUCAUUUUUGACGUGGACAUGAGGAGGGACAGUCAGGAGGAAGUCAUGGAGAAGAUCAGAGAUGAUGACAUUUUAAUGAAGGAUUCAGACCGGGUGGCAGACUGGUCAAGUAGACCAGAGAAUAUUCCGCCCAAGGAGUUUCAUUUCCGGCACCCGCGACGUUCAGUGACUCUCAGCAUGAGGAAGACAGGAGCCAUGAAGAAAGGAGGCAUCUUCUCUGCUGAGUUCCUCAAAGUGUUUAUCCCCUCGCUGCUUCUGUCCCACAUUCUGGUCCUGGGUCUCGGGGUCUAUAUCGGGAAAAGACUGACAACUCCCACUGCAAGCUCCAUUUGAACACAAAUCUAAUCAAGUGCCUCAGGCAUGAUCCAGGUGGAUUAGGGAGAAAGUAGCAGUUUGUACGAAGAAGCCCCCUGCUGCCCCUUUCUUCCGCUUUUACUCUUUCUCAGCCACCUUUCUUUCCUUUUUCAGUAUUUCCUUUAAUCAUCCUUUCCAUGUUGAGAAGUAUUAGUGAUAAACUUCUCUUCAUUUCAGGCCCUUUCUUGUUUAUCAUUUUCUGUAUCCCUUUUUCAGUUGUAAAUGUUCUUACACCCCCUUAGUAGAACCAUUUAAGUUCAUUUUGAAAGUAUUUGGGGCAUUGCUGAGCACAAACGCGCACAUGCUAGCUCUGCACUAGCUUGAUUCAGCUAGGAGGCAGUGAUGUGUCUGAUAAUCACCCCUUUCUGGUCCGAUCACAUGACCCAAGAGUGAGCCACUCACGAGUCAUAAAGGAUCCCCUUAGUUUUCACCCUCAAAUGGGAUCAACCAAAAUAUAGAGACUUAUUUAAGUUAUAUGAGCAUGCCUGAGUGAUAGCUAAGAUUUGAUUUAUUACUAGAAAUGCUAUCCAUUUAGUUCUUUUUAUUCACUUUAUGGAUGGAAUUCCAGGAUGAUGGACUUGGAAGUGUUUUGGAAAGGAUAGGGCUCUCCGUAGACCCCAAACUCAUCUGGUGAAGAUAGAAAAUUAAUAGCUCAGACACAAUACAUUUUUCUGACUGUAUCGCAUGCAAUUUUAUACCAAGUUUUGCAUAAUCUUUUACACAACCCUGACAGAGACAACACCUGUUACAUUGAAAUGUCUAAUACAUAUAUUUUUUUAAUAUUUCAUCUCAUAAACGUAGAUAAAAACCAGUCGGAUGGGGCUAACGGAUCCCUGUAUGGGGGGAAGAAAAGCUAUUAUUUAUCUGUCCUUGUUUCUCCAUGUUUGUUGUGUCAUUUUGUUUGCUUAUAGUUUCCUUCACAUACAUAUCAGGAUCAGGACCUAGUGAUUCAUAACUAGGCUUCUACAACACAGCCUAUUUUGCAGUACCACACAAUUUACCAUUAGCAUUGAGCUGGAUUGGAUUCAAUGUUAAGAGGAUCUUGCUAACAAGGACGACGGCUCUAGGGCCAGAUUUACUAACAGCUGGCACCAGCGCAAACCCUCUUUUGGCGUUAAAAUAGUACUGUCAGGAUUUACUAAAGACACGCAGUGAAAAAAAAUACACUGUAAAGGCAUUGACAAGGUUAUUUUUGUGGCGGAACCUAUUGCAUUUGCAUUUGUAGGAGUUUCCGUUUCAGACGCAAAAUUUAUGGGAGAAGAGUAUUUAAAUGAAUCACGCAAGUGAUUUACUAAAGUUUGCGCUAGUCAAUUUACUGGUAUUUGUGCCAUUUUAUAAAAUGGAUAGUUACGGCCCUUGAUUCUGAUUGGUUGAGCUGCGUUCGAAGCCGUUGUAAAAUUCACGAAAACAUACAGCUGACUGCACUGAAUGUGUAUGUUGCUGUGUAUGUUGCUGUGUCUGUCUUAGCAACGUGAACAUAUGUUUGUUCUCUAUUGAUUUUGUUAAUUGAAGCUUACUGCAUUACUGCAGAUAUCGAGUGACUGAGAGUAUUACCUGCAUUCAAAUUUAGCAUUUUCCUUCAGGUGUUCCAUUCCUGUGUUCAUAAUAAAAUUCAUUUGAAAUUGCUGUGAUCUUGUCCUUUUAACAUUUAAUGGGUUUUCCCGUGCCCUGCUGACACUGACAGCGCUAGUCAAAGCAUUUGUCAUUUGCGUCUUGUUCCGUGUUCACAACAAGUUCACAACAUCUAAUGGCGUAAUAAAUGUAACCUCUGUUGCUGUUCACGGUCAGGGACUAUUUCUUCCAGCGGAACGAAGCCUUUUAAUGAUUUUACUUCAUGAAAGUUGCAUUGAUACAUAUUUUUUGGCUUUAAUAUUUGUAUUGUGUGGUAACCGUUUUAUAAAAGCAAUAAGCCCCGUGAAGCCGUGGUUUACAGUGAAUUUAUAACAGCUAAGGGGGUUUCCGCUCCGCGUCGUGCCCCUUAGCUGUUAUAAAUUCACUGUAAACCACGGCUUCUUGGGGCUUGUUGCUUUAAUUUACCGCCCCCAAAAAAGCAUCUCUUAAACCAGACACUAAUUUGCGUUGCUCUUGGUAGAUUGCAUUAGUCAUUUUGGAAAUGAUUCGGCUGCGUCUGUGUUCUUUAAUGUGCGCAUUGUCAGUAAAUCACCCACAGAACUUUCCACUCCCAUCGGCACUUUUAUGGGAUUGCGCUCUCACGCUAAUUAGCCCUGUUUAAUAAAUCUGGCCCUUAGUGUUUUGCCAUGCUGUCUUAGCUGUGUCAAACUUUCUAGAAUUUUGAUACACACUCUCAUACUGAUUAAUAGCAUUUCCAUGCUGUUAGCUCGAGGGCAACAGUGCAAGAGAAACCUUUAUUCAGUUAUAGUGAUGGUUCACCCCAAAAAAACAACAUUCUGUCAUUUACUUUGUGCUGCUCUUUUCCGUACAAUGAAAGUUAUUGGAGAUAAACUGGAAGAGAGCAUUUUGGAUUUCUUCAAAAUAUCUAUAUUUUGUACUUGGACUUACAUAAGGUUGAAUCAUUUUAAUGAAAGAAUUUUAAUUCUCAUGUAAGUUAUUGACCUCGUACACUUACAGAGUCAUAGUCAGACACAUUUAGUGAACACUAACACUCCAGCGCCACAGGUGACUGUUAUCCUGGACAUGAACAACCCAGUCCUCAUUGUUGGGAACAGGAUUUGUGUUUUCAACCCUGAAGUGAAAUUAUUCUCAAGUCUAGUUGUGGUUUUUGUCUCUUUUUAAGUGUAUUUUGGAUGUGCGAACCCGUUUCCGUUGUCUUCGUUAUCUAUCCAAGGAACUACUUCUCCUCGAACACAGCUGCCAAAACCAACUGAGAACUCAACUCUUAUGAACUUUGUGCCUCAUCAUGUUUGAUACAGCAUCCUGUCAUCAUUUCCUGUUAUCAUGUGCGUGUUCUGUGCCAUAGGCUUUUUCUGUUUAUUGUUUUGCACCAUCUUUGUGAACAUGACUUUUGGAAGGUUUCUCAUAUGAUUUGUUUGUUUGGAUUUUUACAACUGAGACAAACUAGAAGAGACAUUACAGGAUAAUUAAAGGAGUUUUAGUUCUUUUGUUUAUAUUGGCAUGUAAAUUGUGGUUGGAAAGAAGUGAGUAACUCUCCUUUAUGGAGAUACUUUCUUCAGACUGCGAUGUGAUGGUAAAAAUGAAUUGUAGCAAAGUUUGAUUUGACAGAUCUGUUUUCAACCCUGUUGGACAAUGACAAAGUUUUAAAAUUAAAAUUUAAAGAACAAUCUGCA